Molecule: messenger RNA, 1609 nt
Organism: Coffea eugenioides
Lineage: Eukaryota; Viridiplantae; Streptophyta; Magnoliopsida; Gentianales; Rubiaceae
Product: protein DEHYDRATION-INDUCED 19 homolog 7-like
Exons: 5
Coding region: 426-1151 (241 amino acids)
Source: RefSeq, a predicted model, not a curated record
CAUCAACUCCAAUUUUGGAAUUGGACCCGUGUCUGCCAAGAAUCCGUGUGGUAAAGGACCCGGAUCCACCACCCGACGAAAAGUCCAAGUUAUUCUCCUGUAUCGUGUGCGCGUGCAUCCCUUGUAUUGACCUCGGCUUCGCUCUCCGGCAAUCUCUCUCCGUCCCUCCUCUCAGUCUCUGUUGAAAAGGCAAAGGAGGGCAGUAGUAGACUAGCAGUCGCAGCAGCAGCACUAGGAUAGAGUGUUUUUUUUUUCUCCGGUAGCCCGUCAUAUUGAGACUUUGGCGGGCUGCCCAGCCGGGAGAUGCCCCAUCCUCCUCCUCCUCCUCCUUACCAGUAAUCCGGGUACCCGCCUUCUAUAGUACAUACUAAUAAUCGCAAUAACAAAAAACCCGCUUAUUUUUUGCACCCUCCUCAAAAACUUAGAUGGCCGAUCACGACCAGGAUUGGGAAAUUGGGAUUUCCACCUCCUCCUCUUCUUCAAAAAAGGGCACUGCUGCUUGUCUGCCUCCUCCUGAGGUUAUUAAUGUUGGAGCAGACAGUUAUAUUGAUGUUGAAGAGGAGGAGGAUGCUGAAGAGUACGAUGACGACGUCGAUGAUGACGACACCGGCUCUGAUGAAAAGUUGGGAUUGGCAUGCCCCUUUUGUUCCGAGGAUUUUGACGUCCUAGAAUUAUACUGUCAUGUUGAUGUCGUCCAUCACAAGGAGGCCAGAGCUCAAAUUUGUCCAGUUUGUGUUUCAAAGGUGGAGACGAACAUGGCUGUACAUCUAAUUACUCAGCACGAGACUAUCUUGAAGAUUCUUUGCAAAAAGAAAUUCCGCAAUGGUGGAUCUCAUCCAGCCCUUUCUUCCUUGAAAAAGGAGUUAUGGGAUGAACAUUUGCACUCACCUCCUAAGGGUUCUCGCGUCAGUUCUUCUUCUGCUGUAGAAUCUGAUUCUCUCCUUUUACCGUUUCUCUACAAUCCUCAACCUGAAAUAGUUAUACCUCUGAUUGAAGGAAGCUCAUUAGGGAGCGAUUCACCUGAUAGUAACUUAGAAAGCAGCGGAAAUGUCAACUUGUCUGCUCUUCCUGACAAGGAUGAAGAGAAGGCUCAGAGAUGUGAAUUUAUACGUGGCUUAUUGGUUUCCACCAUUUUGGGCGACCAACUCUGAGCAGGAGAAUUGGAUGUCUGGUUGUCAUUUCUCGAGUGUUAACCUAGAAGCCUGUGACUGAAGCUGCAUCUUUUUGACGUCAUGAUGGAUAUAACAAAAAGUAUUAGGCUUGAAUUAGGAAGCUGCUGAUGCAUGUCAUAAGUCAAACACCAUCUGUUUGAGCUAUGGCUAGCUGGCCUUGCCUUUCUCUUCUUUAGAUAGCGCUGUUGUUGAGCAACAGUGAAGAGUCCUAGGUGCUGUUACACUUUAGUCGAGUUGUGAGCGGUCAUUUAUGUAAUAUGAGCAGCUUGGAUGAUCAAAUUCUUUUAGUUCAAGGUGUCCCUAGUAGCACAUUGUUGUCCGUCCUUGUAGUUAGCUGAUACUUAUGAAUGUAAAUUCAUCUGUCUACAUGGAAUUCCCAGAAAGCAGGCUUAUAUCUUUACUGUCAGAUUCACUUAUCUAUAACACUAUAUUCUUCA